CACAUCAUUUCCUCUCUCUAUCUCUCUCUUUAGUAGGCAAAGUUGUUUCUUUGUCACAUCCCUCGCUUGUUUCCUUCUCUUUUUCUAUCCCAAGGAAAUGGUAAUGGACCUAGUGAUGGAAGGUAAGAGGGAAAAGGGGCCAAUAGAGAGCAAGUACAUGAAGGGAGUAAGACACCUUUGCGAGAGUGGCAUCACAAGAGUCCCUAACAAAUACAUCUUGGCGGUCCCCGAACGGCCCCAAGUGAUGGGAGAACAAAAAACCACCUCUCAUCUUAACCUUAAGCUGCCGGUCAUCGAUCUCGCCCGCUUGCAUACAUCCGACCGGUCCCAAGUUCUGGAGUCCCUGGAGGAAGCUUGCAAGCUGUAUGGCUUCUUUCAGGUUGUGAACCACAAUAUUCCUUGCAAUGCUACACGAAGAAUGAUUGAUGUUGGGAGGAGGUUCUUCGAGCUGCCUUUCGAGGAGAGGGUGAAGUACAUGUCUACCGACAUAAGGAGUCCGGUGAGGUAUGGGACCAGCUUCAACCAGAACACGGAUGAUGUGUUCUGUUGGAGGGACUUUUUGAAGCUAAACUGCCACCCCUUGGACAGUGUUCUUCCAUACUGGCCCUCCUCUCCAAGCGACUUGAGGGAGGAGGCCACGUCGUAUGCCAUGCAAACCAAAUCCCUGUUCUUAGUCCUCAUGGGGGCCAUCCUUGAAACGUUGGGUGCAGACACCGGGAUUCUCCGGGAAUUCAACGACGAUGGAUCGCAUCUAAUGAUCGUAAACUGCUAUCCAGCCUGCCCGGAGCCCAAUCUUACACUCGGAAUGCCGCCCCAUUCCGACUAUGGCUUCCUCACUCUCCUCCUCCAAGAUGACGUGGAGGGCCUCCAGGUCCAAUGUAAGCGGGAAUGGGUCGCCGUGGACCCGGUCCCCAACUCCAUUGUCGUGAACAUUGGCGAUCACUUGGAGAUAUUCAGCAAUGGAAGGUACAAGAGCGUGCUGCAUCGGGUGCUUGUCAACUCCUCAAAGUCUCGGAUGUCGGUCGCAUCCCUCCACAGCCUCCCACCCGACAGAAUGGUCAGCCCUUCACCCGAGCUUGUCAACCAGAAUAACCCAAGGCUAUACAAGGACACCAACUUCGCUGCCUUCCUCGACUACAUGUCCUCCUGCGAGAGCAAGCACAAGAACUUCCUUGAGUCCAGGAAGUUGGCCUAGGGAAAGGAGAAUGCCAAAAGUCAAUGACAGUUGAGUUUUUUUUGCGAGGGAUGCCAACUUCUAGUAGUUUAAAAAAUAAAAUGGAAACUUUAUAGGUAUAAAAAUGGCUGGUCGAGAUUGAAAUAAGCCCCACCACCUCAUUCUCUUACAUAUUUCUGCCUCUCAUUCUAUAUAAUAAGGUUGACAGAGAGGAAGAGGAACAAGCUAGACCUUAAGAACCCUGGAUUUACCUAGGUUGGUAGCAACUUUUGUAUGUGUAUGUGAUAAAAUAAAGAUGAGAGAUUGAUACUA
This is a messenger RNA of Phoenix dactylifera (date palm), 1486 nucleotides long. RefSeq names its product putative 2-oxoglutarate-dependent dioxygenase SLC1. The record is from RefSeq and is a predicted model, not a curated record. NCBI's taxonomy places the organism in Eukaryota, Viridiplantae, Streptophyta, Magnoliopsida, Arecales, Arecaceae.